AAAGGAUCUGCGAAAACAUAAUUAAAUAAACAAAUUUUUUAAAUGAUGAAGUUAGAGACAGAUUAACUACAAAUGGAGCAGUCAGACGUAAAAAUGGACAGCUCACUUGAGCGUCAAGAAGACCUCAUGAAUGAUAAUGAAUCGACUAGCGAUAAUUGCAAUGCACGGGAUGAAUUGGGAGAAAAUUGCAAAUGUGAGAUCAUAAAAGACAUGGCUGAAUCAAAGGUCGAUUCGCCAGGUCAGGACUUAGUUGAAGCUGUUUUGCAGCAGAAAUCAAUACAAUCGCAGCAGGCAUUGCAAACAGCUGUUUCAAAUGACCACCUGAUUUCUGAGCCACAGAUGGUUCCUGUGGAGGCUGAAACGGCUGUGGAAGCAACUGCAAUCGAAUCCCAUGUUUUGCAAGGAAAUGAUGUUCCUACUCCACCACCGUCCACUGGAGGCACUCCCAGCUCGCCGAGCACCCCAAGGUCGCAAAUUGGAGAUACUUUAGCACAUAUUGAGUGCAUGGCGCAAAUCGAACGGCAGCGGCAGUGUUAUGAACAACAGUUAGAACAACUACAUGCGGCACUAGCACAAAAGGAAAAUAUGAUAACAUUGUACCAACGAGAGAAUGCAAUACUUGACAAGGAGAAAAAUGCGUUUCGAAAAGAAAAGGAACUGGCAAAUAAGGAAAAGGAGACGACGGUUAUUAAGUUUGCAAUGAAAGAAAAGUUAUUAUUGGAUGCCAAGAAAGAAAAGGAUGUUGUGGAAAAGAAACUUGCUGAUGCCAAAAAAGAAGUUAAAAAUGUAACUAUACGCUUUCAGGCACUCUACGAAGAAAAGUCUCGCAUGUCUUACAUUAUAGAUGAAAAGUGCAACGAAGUUCGCAAAUAUCAACGUGAAUGUGAGAAAUUAAAAACUGACUAUGGUCACUUGGAGUCGAAACUGAAGUAUCAUGCAAAUAAAUUGAAUAUGGAAAUAGAAACACGAAUGGCAUUGGAGAAGAAACUCGAAGAAGAACGAAAUGCACCUAACAAACUGGAGGAAAAGGCAAAUGAAAAUUUAAAAAUGGAGUAUGAGGCUAACACCAUUUUACUAAAACAUGAGAUUAAAAGCAAAACUGAUCAAAUGGAAAGCUUAAGCAGAGAACUGAAUAAAUCAAAAGAGGAAGUCAAACUGCUACAAGAUCAGUUAAGCAAGGAAGAUUUGGAAAAAAUGGACCUCUCUACUGCUCUAUGCCAAUUGCAAGAAGCACAUAAUUCGCUACAAAACGCCUACAGCGAAGAGAUGUUGAACUCUGCCAAAUUACGUGGUCAAUUGGAUGAACUUCAGGUGCUAAAAACCCAACACACUCUAAAUGAAGAAAAAAUCUGCACGCUUACGGAAACUAUGGAAGAAAUGAAGGAAAAGUUACAUGAUAACGAACAAGAUUUAUAUCAGCUACAUAAAAGGGAAAAAGAACUGUUGAGUAUUAACAAAGAGAUGAGUGAAUCCAUUGUGGGUUUACAAAAUGAGAUUUGUCUGCUAAAGUCUAAGGUGCAAGGUAUCGGCGCAGAAAAUGUUAUUUUAAGGAAAGAAAAAGUGGAGUACGACAACAAGUAUGAAAAGUUGUUGGAAGAAUUGAAAACUGAGAUGGAGAAAAAAAUUGAGGAAAGGCAAUUGUUUACCAAGCAUCUUUCAGAAAAAACUAAGCUUUAUGAAGUCACUAAAACUAAGCUGGAAAAUAUUGAAGGCGAUUUUGAGGCGUCUAAGCAUAAACAUGCCACAGUAAUAAAGGAACUACAACGUGAGUUGCAAAAGUACAAAAGGUCUAUGGAGCACGCAGCGCCACCAUCCGUGGGAGCUCCUGCACUUCAAAACUGGUCACAUUCUAAUAAUGGUUUCAAAAGUGUUGCGGAGCCUAACGAAGCACUCCUACCAUCUACUAAUGGUUUUAGUGAAAAUGGCACAGCUUUAGUAGUAAAACAGCAUCGCACGCACAGCCGUACAAGCAGCCAAAGUAGUCAGCCGAGUACAAGUCGACGGCCAAGCGAGACAUCAGAGUCGGAAACCAUGGCCAGCAGUGUCACCGCAGUACAGCAGGAUUUACAGGGUCCUUCGAAGAAACACUUGGUUGAACGUAUAUUGCGUCUGCAGCAGGCUUCAGCACGGCAAACGGAAAAAAUUGACUUCCUUGAAAAUCACACGCUUUCGCUUGUGGCCGAGUUGCAGAAAAAGUCCAAAGUUGUCCAGUAUUACAUGCUGCGCGAUCAAGCAGGCGCACUUACCUCCACGCGAAGUGAUCAAAAUAAAUCUGAAUUGGCCAAAUAUGGCAACGGUGUUAUGUCGGCUAUAUACAAUGGCAUAAAGGGUGAUACAAGGAGUAUGACAUUAGAAUUGUCUCUGGAAAUAAAUAAGAAAUUGCAGGCAGUUUUAGAGGAUACAUUGCUCAAAAAUAUAACAUUAAAGGAAAAUCUUGAUGUGUUAGGGCUGGAAGUAGAUAACCUGACUAGAAAAUUAAGGAUCAUGGAGUCUAAAGAAUGACACAGACCCAUGUUUUAAACAAUACUGCGACUUUUAUGAGCCGCAAAUACUAUAACAAAAUUUAAUUAGUAUUAAUUUAACAAAACAAUGUGGACAGUCAGUUUUGUAAAACGGUUUAAAUAAUUCCAUAAAUAUUAAAAAUAAAUCCAUUUUGUAAGGUAGUUUUAUAUACACACAUACAUAUGUACUUGUCCAACAUAAAUAUUUUAGCCAUAUGUAUGAACAAAGCUGUAAUAAACAAAUUUAUGAAAAGCGUGUGAAAAGAUAGU
Anastrepha obliqua is the source of this 2771-nucleotide messenger RNA. RefSeq names its product coiled-coil domain-containing protein 186 (gene Golgin104). Gene Ontology annotation, biological process: vesicle cytoskeletal trafficking. The record is from RefSeq and is a predicted model, not a curated record. NCBI's taxonomy places the organism in Eukaryota, Metazoa, Arthropoda, Insecta, Diptera, Tephritidae. Gene Ontology annotation, cellular component: trans-Golgi network. The transcript has 11 exons. Gene Ontology annotation, molecular function: small GTPase binding. The coding region runs from base 73 to 2502 and encodes 809 amino acids.